AUAAAAUGCCGAUUCUGCAAUUGCGAAGCAUCAGUUGAAGUCUAUAGUUUAUGAGUCAAGCUUCGAAUAUGAAGGCCAACUUUGGAUGUUUUAUAGUGAUUUUUGUUUGUGUGUGCUAUGCCAGUGCCGAGGAUGAAAGUGUGGAUUGCACUAAGCCGCCACGUUUCAUUCCGCUCCACAUGUGCUGUCCGGUGCCUGAUCUUAGUACCGAAGAGCUGAUGGAGCAAUGUGCUGAGUUUGCCAAACCUCCACCACCACCGCCGAUCGGACGUGGCGGUCCAGCAAAGUUUGAGCAUUCACAUCAUCAUCCACCGCAUAUGCGUGGAUUGCAUCCACAUCCUUGUCUGAUCGAGUGCAUUUUCAAUAAAACCGAAGUUAUUGGCGAGAAUGGCGAGCCGGAUGUGGACAAAUUUAGCGCGCUGCUCGACACAACCGUUAAGGAUAAUGAAGAAAUGGCCGCCAUUAUGGAGGAAGCAUUCGAGGAGUGCACAGAGAAGGCCAGCGAGUUGAAAGCGAAGAUCGCUGAAAAGAUUAGCAAAAAUCCGGAAUUUGCCGAGAAAAUAGCUAAUCAUAGAAUGCAAGCGGCCUGUUCGCCUUUCGGCGCCAUGCUGAUGACUUGUGUAAAUAUGGAGACAUUCAAAAACUGUCCCGCCUCUGUUUGGAAUGAUAGUACGGAAUGUAACACGGUGCGUGACUUUAUCAAUGAGUGUAAGCGUGUUUGAAUUAAAAAAAAAAUAAAAAAAAUAAUAAUAAAUGGAAUAAGAGUACAGAAAAUUGUGGCAAUAUUGUAAAACAGAUUUUAACAGAAAUUUAUUUUCGUAACCUCACGCAUAUAUUAAAUAAAAGUGAUGUUUACAAAACAA
Zeugodacus cucurbitae (melon fly) is the source of this 863-nucleotide messenger RNA. RefSeq lists its product as uncharacterized. Gene Ontology annotation, molecular function: odorant binding. The transcript has 4 exons. Lineage: Eukaryota; Metazoa; Arthropoda; Insecta; Diptera; Tephritidae. The record is from RefSeq and is a predicted model, not a curated record. The coding region runs from base 51 to 722 and encodes 223 amino acids.